Messenger RNA from Fusarium sp. VM40, 1974 nucleotides. Lineage: Eukaryota; Fungi; Ascomycota; Sordariomycetes; Hypocreales; Nectriaceae. The record is from the annotation of a GenBank genome assembly.
AUGGCCGCUUGGAUUUCCUGGGCCUCGUCGCAUUGUUAUCCAUUCAAUUCGUCGGCGCAGCUCAAGGUGGACCCUUACAUCGUCGACCUCAACUUUCAUGUCAACAAUAUGCUUUUGCCAAUGUCGGUGCUAAACUAUAUUCCAGAUCGACUCUAUCUCGCCGCCUACCUCCAAGCUCCCACAGCAGACACUCCGUUCCCCUACCCCGAGGAGCCUGCUUCUCCCAAGAAGCGAAGCCAACGACUUGCUGCUGGCGCUACCCCGCUCGCCGCCAAGUCAUCUCGACCGCAGCCCUGCUACUUCACCGUCGACGAUACCCUUCUUUACAACGCUUUUCACCAUGACUUUGGUCCUCUCCACAUCGGUCACCUGUACCGCUUCGCCAUUCAGUUCCACGACAUCCUAGGCGCAAAGCAGAACAAGGACCGCCCCAUUGUCUUUUACAGCGCCGCUGACCCCAGAAGUCGCGCAAAUGCUGCCUGUAUGCUCGCAUGCUACAUGGUCCUCAUCCAGAACUGGCCUCCUCAUCUGGCCCUUGCCCCGAUUGCGCAGGUCGAUCCCCCUCUGAUGCCCUUCCGAGACGCGGGUUACAGUCAGGCCGAUUAUGGCAUCAGUGUCCAGGAUGUUGUCUACGGUGUGUGGAAGGCCAAGGAGGAGAAGUGUUGCGAUUUGGAUAACUUCGAUCUUGACGAGUACGAGCGCUUCGAGCGUGUCGAGCAUGGCGAUUUCAACUGGAUCACUCCCCAUUUCCUGGCAUUCGCUUCUCCCCAACACGCGCCUGUCCAGAAGAUCACAGAGGACUCCGACAUGUUCCCGUUACUUCCACGAACACUUGCUGCUGUGGACGCGCAUCCCAAAUUGCCCAAGCCUUUCAAGAACGUGUUGAAGCACUUUUCCGAGAAGAACAUUGGCUUGGUUGUGCGACUCAACUCACAACUUUACUCCUCCUCAUACUUUGAGGCUUUGGGUAUUCAGCACCUCGACAUGAUAUUUGAUGAUGGCACAUGUCCUUCGCUCACAACUGUCCGCAAGUUCAUCAGACUUGCUCACGAGACCAUCACUGUCCGCAAGAAGGGCAUCGCUGUUCACUGCAAGGCUGGUCUGGGCCGAACAGGCUGCUUGAUUGGCGCUUAUCUCAUCUACCGCCAUGGUUUCACUGCCAACGAGGUCAUCUCAUUCAUGCGCUUCAUGCGUCCUGGUAUGGUCGUUGGUCCUCAACAGCACUGGCUACACUUGAACCAGGGUACAUUCCGCGAGUGGUGGGUUGAGGAGAGGAUCGAGCGCAGGCUGAGGAGAGAGAUGGCUGCUGCCAACCCCGUUCCCAGCACACCCAUUCGUGCCAUGCAAAAGACAUCACUACGAAAUGGCCAGAUCUCAACGCCUCCAAACCGAAGUCCCUCCAACCGCACACCGCUGAGCGAAGUCGAUCACGACCGCCAUAACAUUGGGGUCCAGGAAGACUACUUGCCAGCUCCCACACCAGGCCAACCAAGAAAGACAGUGAGGGAUCGUCACCACCCAUACCAACGGUCUACCUCCGGUGGUAUUGUUGAAGUCCAGUGCUCGGUUGAGCAAGAGGCUGAACAUAUCGCUACGCAUAGCCAGCCCCCGACUGUUGAGUCGGACGAAGAGCUGCAUCUGCGCAUGCGCCGUCAUCGCAAGGCAGUUUCCCAAUCACCAGUUCGCAGUGAGAAGACAAGGUCGAUUAGCCAGACAACAGCUGUCUACACAAUAGACAACGACGCAUCACACGAUGCUGAGAACAUUGGCUCGGCGCGCAAGCAUGUUGAGCGGGUUUCAAGUACCCCCGGUGUCUUGACAAAGGUCCGCGGUAGCAAGCGCCAACAGGCUGAAUCCCCUCUCCGAGCUAAGGACUCUGCCGGUAUCCGAAAGACCAGCGGCAGGGUAGGCAGUGCUAGCCACGGCACCUCGGUGACAGCGGCCUCAACGGCUCGCAAGGUUUCUGGAGCUUAG